This is a messenger RNA of Oncorhynchus tshawytscha (Chinook salmon), 1301 nucleotides long. RefSeq names its product sodium/nucleoside cotransporter 2-like. Gene Ontology annotation, biological process: nucleoside transmembrane transport. Lineage: Eukaryota; Metazoa; Chordata; Actinopteri; Salmoniformes; Salmonidae. Gene Ontology annotation, cellular component: membrane. Gene Ontology annotation, molecular function: nucleoside:sodium symporter activity. The record is from RefSeq and is a predicted model, not a curated record.
UAUAUCACAGGCUAUGUGGAAUACUUCAUCACAGCAUGCAUAUUGGACUUUGAGAGGUCCAUUGCCCUUGUAGUCCUCACCAGUUUGGCAGUUGUCUCCAAAGCCUAUGACCUUGUGAAGACAUACCAUGGAGAUAGCAUAACCAAAUGUUUCAUACCAGCUCAAAGAUGCUUCAACAAUUUCCGGGGAUGGAUAAUAGGAGUUUUCGUUGUUGCGGUGCUGGUCCUGCUAGUGACUUGGCUCGUUGUGGACACAAGCAAGCGACCAGAGCAGCUCAUCUCAUUUGGAGGGGUCUGCAUGUUCAUUCUAGUCAUUUUCAUCUUCUCAGCCCACAGGACAGAGGUGGCAUGGAGGUCAGUUUUUUGGGGUCUUGGUUUACAAUUCUGUAUCGGACCUUUUGUCAUAAGGACAGAGCCAGGACUCACAGCCUUCCAAUGGCUUGGAGAGCAAGUGCAGAUAUUCUUGAACUACACAAAACACGGGUCAUCAUUUGUUUUUGGACCACUAGUAUCUGACAUCUUCGCAUUUCAGGCUUUGCCCAUUGUGAUAUUCUUCAGCAGUGUGAUGUCAGUUCUUUAUUUCCUUAGAAUAAUGCAAUGGCUCAUCAUUAAGAUCGCAUGGGUAAUGCAGAUAACGAUGGGAACCUCACCCACUGAGACCUUUGUUGCAGGCAACAUAUUUGUUGGGCCAACUGAAGCGCCAUUGCUGAUUCGCCCCUAUUUGAAGGACAUGACCAAAUCUGAAGUGCAUGCUGUCAUGGUUGGAGGCUUUGCCACCAUUGCAGGAAGUGUGAUGGGUGCAUUCAUCUCAUUUGAGAUUGAUGCAUCCUCUAUGAUAUCUGCCUCUGUAAUGGCUGCCCCAUGUGCCUUGGCAAUCUCCAAGCUGUCCUAUCCGGAGACAGAAGAGAAAACAUUUACAUCAGAGGAAAAUAUCAAAGUGGCUUGUGGUGAUGAACAGAACAUUUUGGAAGCAGCUAGCAGUGGAGCAUCUACAUCAAUAGGCCUUGUGGCUAAUAUAGCUGCCAACUUGAUAGCAUUCCUUGCGAUACUGGCAUUCAUCAAUGCAUCUCUUGGCUGGCUGUGAGGCCUGGUGGGAUUUCCCUCUAUCACAUUUGAGGUACGCUCCAGGCAGCUCCACAUACCUUAAUCCCAUUUCACAUUCAAAGAUCCUUCUGUCUUGACUUGACACCCAUGACUAACCCAGUACUUCGUGAUGAGUGAUGGACAUGCUUUGGCAUUUUUUUAUUUAACAGCGUGUGAUGCAUGGCUGAAUAAUUGUGCACAUCACAAAAUAAGAUAAGA